AAUUAUUCAGGUUGACAGAGAUGGAGAAAGAUUUUAUGCAAUAGUUUGUGACGUAGACAGCAAAGCAAUAAAUGAUGACGUAUGUUAGUGAGUAAAGCAGAAAUAAAAUAAACGAGUGUAGCCAGCAAGUUGAGUGAGAGUGCGUGCGUGAGUGAGUUCUCCAAGUGGCUGAAUUUACCCAGCACUGAGAUAGAGAGAAAGAGAAAGACUAGUAACCAGAGUGGGAGAUACACAUACCUAAGGAGGAACCGUCGCCUGUUCUGUCUGUCGGUGUACUGUAAACGGGCAUGUUGUGACAUUCAAGUGAAAAUAUCUACCGGUUGCCAUAAAAAAAAUUACAAAGAAAAUAAAUAACAAAGAAGCCAAAACACCUAAAUCAAGAAAAUGGGUAUUGCAAAUGACCUCCAAGGGAGGUCAUCACAUGAGGCCCUCAUUCGCCUCUUGGAUGAAGAACUUAGCCUUAUGGAGACCAUGAAAAAGUGUAUGGCCAUUCGAGUUGAAGGUGACCGGAAAUAUGUAGAUAUGCUCUCUAACUUUCUACAAGCUGCUCAGAAAAUUGGAACAGUGGAAUUUCAAACAUCAAUAUAUCGAGCAUGGAACUGUAUUAUUGAAGAAACAGAAAAACUUGUAAAUCAUGUCCGAAAAAAUGUCGAUGAACUCAGCUCAAAAACAUUAAAAGCUUUGGGAAAUUUGAUACUCGAGAAGAAAUCAGCUAAGAAGUCUUACAUAGAAGAAAGGAUCUAUCUUGAUGAAGAAUUACUGAAGAUCCAAGAUGAUGUGAACAAACAGGAAAAUGACUACACAAGAGUACUUGAUAAGUUCAAAGUUGACAAAGCCAGAUACGAUGAUUUAUGUGCAAAAGGAAAAAUAAAAAAAAUUGAAGAUGCUAAGUCGCACUACCUUCGAACAACAUCCAAACUGCACAAACUACACAAUGAAUAUAUCAUUGCAAUUAAAGUAGCUUCAUUACACCAGAACGAUUAUCUUGUCAAACUUCUCCCUUCAUUUCUGACACACCAUGAAGAAACACACAUUGGUCUCACCGAAGGAUGGAAAUACAUUUUGUCUCAGUAUACUCAACUGACAGAUCUGACCAUGUCAAAACCCAGUUCCCCCACAAGUAUAAUAUCCAAGAGUGUUAAUAAUAUUGAACCAGACCAAUAUUUUCAGGACUUUGUUGCCAAACAUAAAUCUAACCCACUAACUGGUGAAAAGGUGACCUUCACAACAGCUCUACUCAGUGACUACUCAGGUACACUCAAAGCAGAAAAAUUGGCCAUUGAUGACCUCACUGCUACUUCUGUUAAGCAAAAGCUCGAAGAUAUUCGGAAAGAUGUCACUAAAUACGAAGAACAGAAGAACACUGUCUUAAAAGAACAAACUCAACUAGAAGCAGAUGUUGAGACAUGUUCAAGACUUUUAAAAGAGAAGGAUGAAAACACCACUGUGUUGGAAUUACAAAAACUCAAACAUAAGGUUUCUGUUAAUAAAUGGAAUUUCAUCAAGACAAAAUGUAACUACUUACAUUAUCAAGCCGUUGCUGAUUUUAUCGAUCAGUCUAUACAAGAAAUUGAUGGUGAACCCCCACCUGCUAUACCACACUUAGAUUUUGAUCCAUCAUGUUUGCAAGUUGGCUCUGGGGCUACAUUGCUUAAAAAAUUUAAUUCCAUGCCUAAUACAUUAAGGAGGUUUGCUAGUCGAAGUACUUUGUUCAAUAUGAGUACAAUAGAUUACUCAGCAGAGGAUGGCACUUCAAUGGUAUCAGCAAGUUCUUCACAAACAAAAGCCAGAUGGAAUAUAACAAAUAUUUUCAAAAGUCUUGGUGGUAACGUGAUUUCCACACCAUCUCCAGAUAACACUGAGAGCAAACAAAACCAAAACCAAAACCAGAAACAGAACUAUGAAGAACAGUUUGAUGUUAAGGGUGUUGAAGAAUACAAUGGAGAGGACAGCUCCUCUUCAGUAGCAUCCCUCUCUUCUUAUCUGAGAAGGUCACACGUCAAUCUUUCCAAGAACACCAACAGCAGUUGGUUGAAAACAUUGCAUACUACUACCGGCCGAGGUCUGGCUGAGAGAAACAAGUGGGAGUGUUACGAGGAAUCAAGUGUGCGGAAAAUAAGCCAGGAUUUGGGCAAUUUUAAUGAGACUGCACCAGUCAGCCAAAGAUUAGAAGAUGAAGAAUGGUUUCAUGGAGUUCUUCCUCGAGAAGAAGUACAGCGUCUUUUAGUCACUGAUGGGGAUUUCUUAGUUCGUGAAAGUAAGAACAAGAAAACAAAUGAAGUUUUGUAUGUACUUUCUGUUUACUGGAAUGGUCAUAGACAUUUCAUUAUUCAAACAAAAGAGGAGGGUUGGCAUUUGGAAGGUCCCACUUUUCCAACCAUCCAGCAUCUCAUUCAUAAUCAGAUGACUAAAGGACAGCCUGUUACAAGUAAAUCGCAAGCAAUUUUGAAAAAUCCAAUUUUAAGAGAGCCGUGGGAAUUGAAGAAUGAUGAUAUUCUUCUUGAUAUGAAAAUUGGCAAUGGUAAUUUUGGUGAAGUGUACAAGGGUAAAUAUAAACCAGAAGACAAGGUGGUAGCAGUAAAAACAUGUCGAGAUAGUUUAACCGAGGAACAACGAAAAACCUUCCUGCAAGAAGGACGUAUUCUAAAACAAUACGAUCAUCCUAAUAUCGUAAAAUUCAUUGGCAUUGCAGCCCAGAGAAAACCUGUCAUGAUUGUCAUGGAGUAUGUUGAAGGUGGGUCGUUGUUGUUAUUUUUGCGAAAAAAUGGACGACAACAAACACGAAAUCAACUUGUAUUAAUGUGCGAGAAUGCUUCUAGUGGAAUGAAUUACCUAGAGAGUAAAAACUGUAUACACAGGGAUUUGGCAGCACGCAACUGUCUUGUUGGAGAAAACAGCGUCAUAAAGAUUUCUGACUUUGGUAUGUCUCGUGAAGAAGAGAUGUAUGUUGUGUCAGAUGGAAUGAAACAAAUUCCUAUCAAAUGGACUGCGCCAGAAGCAUUGAAUUAUGGAAAAUAUACAUCACUGUGUGAUGUAUGGAGUUUUGGCAUUCUUAUGUGGGAGGUUUUCUCUUCCGGGCUUACACCUUAUCAAGGUAUGAGCAAUGCACAAGCGAAGGAACGAAUAGAUGCAGGCUACCGUAUGCCAGCACCUCAAGGAACCCCUGAGGAAAUAUAUGAACUGAUGCACCGGUGCUGGAAGUAUGAUCCAGAAGCUCGACCUCAUUUUGAUGAAAUCAACAAGGAGUUAAAGAAAAUCUUAGCUACCAUCUAGAUUUAAGAAUUAGGCAUUGUUACUACGCAACAAACUGAGAAUUGUUUCUAGGCAACAAGCUAUUAAACAUGAAAGCAUUUUUAGAGUGCUGUCUAUCCUAGAGUGAAAUGUAUAGCAAAAUGAGAAAGAAACUCUUUCCUCUCUUUUGCUAUUUUUUUCUUUCAGAAUGAAAAAGUGAAAGAAUUAUCUUGAAGAAAUGGUUAGGAUUUUGUACAGAUUAAAAUAAUCAAAUGGACUACAUAUUUUCUUUGUCUAAUUUUUAUAUUUAAAGAAAAAAUCCCAAGCAAAAGUAGGCAAUAAAUAUAUUUAACUUAAAAUUUCACAGGGAGAGAAAAAAAAAAGAGAAAUGAAAGAAAAAUUAUUAAA
This is a messenger RNA of Octopus sinensis (East Asian common octopus), 3639 nucleotides long. RefSeq names its product tyrosine-protein kinase Fer-like. The record is from RefSeq and is a predicted model, not a curated record. The transcript has 19 exons. Lineage: Eukaryota; Metazoa; Mollusca; Cephalopoda; Octopoda; Octopodidae. Gene Ontology annotation, molecular function: non-membrane spanning protein tyrosine kinase activity; ATP binding. Gene Ontology annotation, biological process: peptidyl-tyrosine phosphorylation. The coding region runs from base 385 to 3273 and encodes 962 amino acids.